Molecule: messenger RNA, 1617 nt
Organism: Arachis stenosperma
Lineage: Eukaryota; Viridiplantae; Streptophyta; Magnoliopsida; Fabales; Fabaceae
Product: aspartic proteinase nepenthesin-2-like
Exons: 1
Coding region: 1-1464 (487 amino acids)
Biological process (GO): proteolysis
Cellular component (GO): extracellular region
Molecular function (GO): aspartic-type endopeptidase activity
Source: RefSeq, a predicted model, not a curated record
AUGGCUUUUUCUCCAUACAAAAUUCUCUCUCUCAUUUCUAUCAUCUUCACCAUCUUCACUUCAAUGGUAUCAUCAUUGAUAACCGCACCAAACAAUAACAACACCAGUACUAUAACCAUUCCUCUAUCUCCAUUAUUAUUCACAAACAACAAGCACAAUAAUAACAACCCCCCUAAUUCUUCAUUAGAUCAAUACCAAUCCCUCAAACUCCAUGCUUAUGCUUCCAUAACAAGAGCCCACCACCUCAAACACCAUAAAUCCAAAAAGGGCUCAUCUCCCUCCAUCAUCAAAACCCAAGUUCACCCUAAAAGCUAUGGAGGGUACUCCAUAGACCUUAAAUUUGGAACACCACCACAAACAUUCUCUUUUGUUUUGGACACAGGAAGCAGCCUUGUAUGGCUACCAUGUUCAUCUCAUUACCUAUGUUCCAAAUGUAACAUAGACACUAACAAGAUUUCAACAUUCAUUCCCAAGAAAUCCUCCACUUCCAAGCUCAUAGGAUGCAAAAGCCCUAAAUGUGCAUGGAUUUUCGGGCCCAAUGUAGAAUGUCAAAAUUGCCAAGAAAGAAAACAAAAUAAUUGCUCGCAGAUUUGUCCAGCCUAUACAGUUCAGUAUGGACUGGGCACAACUGCAGGUUUUCUCCUCUCGGAGAAUUUAAAUCUCCCUAAAAAAAUUGUACCUAAUUUUCUUGUAGGAUGUUCUGUUCUUUCCAUGUACCAACCCGCUGGUAUAGUCGGAUUAGGACGUGGACCAGAGUCAUUGCCACGUCAGAUGGACCUCAAGAAAUUUUCUUAUUGUUUACUCUCUCACCGCUUCGACGACUCCCGAGAGGCCUCCGACCUCGUCUUGCAUGGCGGUAGAACUGCCGGAAAAACCGCCGGCGUUAGUUACACGCCGUUCGACAAAAAUCCGGCAGGGGAAAACACCGCAUUUGCGACCUACUAUUACAUUCCAAUCCGGAAGGUAAUUGUUGGUGGGAAACAUGUUAAGAUUCCGGCGAAUCUUCUAGAACCGGAUUCCGCCGGAAACGGCGGUUCCAUAGUGGAUUCUGGUACCACGUUCACGUUCAUGGACAAGCCAAUUUUCGAUGCGGUGGCACGUGAGUUCGAGAACCAAGUGAAUCUCACAAGGAAUAGGGUGGUUGAGAAGCGUUCAGGGCUGAGUCCAUGUUUCACCGUCGCCGCCAACAACAAAACGACGUCGUUUCCGGCUCUAACAUUGCAAUUCAGAGGCGGCGCCAAGAUGAUUCUCCCGCCAGAAAAUUAUUUUUCUUUUGUUGGAGCAAAGUCUGACGUGGCGUGUUUUACAAUUGUUUCCGAUGAAGGAUUUGCGGCGACACCGUCGGCGGCGCGUGGACCUGCGGUGAUUUUGGGAAACUAUCAGCAACAGAAUUUCUACGUGGAAUAUGAUUUGGAGAAUGAGAAGUUUGGAUUUCGGCGUCAAAAUUGUAAACGCAGUGGUUAGUGAUAGUAUUAGUAUUAUAUAUUAGCGCCACCGUGUAAUGUUAGAAUGUGCGGCGGAGACAAUGGCCGUGGGUGGCGGUUGUAGUUUUAACUAUGAAGUGCAUGGCUGUAGUAACAUAUAUGCUACUCUUUUUAAUUAUUUGUCUAUUUUUUA